AAAGAGGCAGAGAAAGACUCAGGGACUACAGAGCGAGGCGAGAGAGAGUCGGUGCAAGCGGUCCUCCUCCUACCCUGUCCGAGCGCAUCACAUCUCGGUCGAGCCCGCGGGUACGCCAGAGACCCCUAGGCGCUGCACCCUAGGCACCGAGGCCCUCAGGGGCGUGGGGCCCUCGCGGGUCGCGGCCGCCCUUGGGGCGGGGCAGCCCCUGGCUGUGCCGCAGCCCCAGCCGCCGGGCGAUCUCCAAGCGGAGAUCUCAGAGCGCUCCUCUGCUCGGCCGCGGGCCAGGAGGGGAGGGUCCGGCCUCCCCCCGCAGGCGUCCAUUGGCGGCUUCCCCGGGCCUCUGCACCAUGCCGCGGGCCGGGUGAGCGGCCGCUGGCUCUGGAGUCCGCUGGUGCCCGCGGGCACGCCAGGGGAGGGGGCUCUGCGCUCACUAUGUUGCGAGGGCCCCGGGCCCUGGCUCCGGCCGCUGGGCCGCCCCUGAAAGGGUUGCCCGCGAUGAGCCCCACCGAACUGUGGCCGCCCGGCCUUGGCAGCCCCCAGCUCUGCCCGGUCACCACCACCACCUACUACACCUCGCUGUGCCCGCAGACUGUGCCUCCGGCCGCGGUGCCCGGCACCUGCCUCGACGCCACCCCCCACGGACCGGAGGGCCAAGCUGUGCGAUGCGUGCCGGCUGGCCGGUUGCCGGCCAAAAGGAAGCUGGACCUGGAGGGGAUCGGGAGGCCCGCGGUGCUGGAAUUCCAGACUCCCAAGGGGAAGCACAUUAGAGUGGAUGGCCUCCCCAGCCCUAAAACACCCAAGUCCCCCGGGGAGAAGACUCGGUAUGACACGUCACUGGGGCUGCUCACCAAGAAGUUCAUUUACCUCCUGAGCGAGUCCAAGGACGGGGUCCUGGACCUGAACUGGGCUGCCGAGGUGCUGGACGUGCAGAAGCGGCGCAUCUAUGACAUCACCAACGUGCUGGAGGGCAUCCAGCUCAUCCGCAAGAAGGCUAAGAACAACAUCCAGUGGGUAGGCAGGGGAAUAUUUGAAGACCCCACUGGGCCCAGGAAGCAGCAGCAGCUGGGGCAGGAGCUGCAGGAGCUGACGAGUACGGAGCAGGCCUUGGACCAGCUCAUCCAGAGCUGCUCUCUGAACUUCAAGCAGCUGACCGAGGACAAGGCCAACAAGAAACUGGCCUAUGUGACUUACCAGGACAUCCGUGCGAUUGGCACCUUUAAGGAACAGACGGUGAUCGCCGUCAAGGCCCCUCCGCAGACGAGGCUGGAAGUUCCCGACAAGAGUGAGGAGAAUCUGCAGAUAUACCUGAAGAGCACGCAGGGGCCCAUCGAAGUCUACCUGUGCCCAGAGGAGAUGCAGGAACCAGAUAGUCCUGCCAAGGAGCCCAUCCCCUCCACGUCCACCCUCAGCCCCAGCCCUGACUCUGCCCAGCCCAGCAGCAGCACCAACCCCGGCAUUCUGGAACCCGCCGCAUCCCCAGCGCCAUCGCUGACUUCCCAGCAGGGAGGUGUCCCUCCGCCGCCGCUGCCGCCAGCACCCCUGGUCCCGCUGGAGGCCACCGACAGCAUGCUGGAGCUGCCCCACCCGCUCCUGCAGCAGACCGAAGACCAGUUCCUGUCCCCAGCCCUGACGGACGGCUCGCCUCUGAUCAGCCUCUCUCCGCCCUUGGACCAGGACGACUACCUGUGGGGCCUGGACGGGGGUGAGGGCAUCAGUGACCUGUUUGACUUCUAUGACUUCGGGGACCUGCUGAUUAACUGAGUGACCCUGCCCGCCCCCAGCAGCCCUGCCACUGCCUCUACCUCCUCGCAGACAGACUGACAGUCCCUCUGCCUGCACUGGGACACUGGCCACAAGGUGUUACCCUCUGAGGGUGGGGGUCUCCUCUCCUUUGUGCUCCCUGCCCCUGCGCCAGCGGAGGCGGCCUAGGAGGGUCCUGGAGGGUGCGCGUGAGGGUUGUGCCAGGGGUUGAGUCCGUCCCUCCUGGUGGAAGCCGGACCCACGAAGGCCCAGUUAGCCUUCUGACCUCCCACAUGAAGGGCGGCAGGUGAGGUGACCGGGUCCGGGGAGAGGCCCUGCCAUGGCCCUCUGAGGGGUGAUUAGGGCCUUCCGUUCAUCGGAAAGCACUUGAUGCCUCGUGUAUUUAUUUCAGGUUGAGUUGAGUGUGUGUGUCUUCCCCAAGCUUUAGCAGGGACGGGUUCCGGUCAGACUCCUCAGGCAGGCCCACACCGGCCGCUGCUGAGGGCAGCUCUGGGCUUCCUGGCAUCCAGGCCAACUCCCUGACCCCCCCACCACUGCGGUGGCGGCUGGGUCUCUGAGGGGCCGUCCCAUCUGCUGGGCCGUUCGUUGCACUUAGGUCCCUAAUUCUAUCUAGUAAGCAGCGGCUGAGGUCCCAGCCCCGGCUCCCCGGUCUCCUCUGUCCCAGAGGUGGAUCCAGGGAGCCACUCCAGUGCUCAGGUGACACUGAGGCUCCUGAGGAAACAGGACCGACCAAUUAAGGGGCCUCCCUCCCUGUGGAAUUCCUUAUUUGCCUCUCUUAGAAUGUAAAAAGCGGUCCUCCGGGGAGACAGCCGAGCAGAGCUACGGAGGAAGCUCGGACCAGAGUGUGGAAGCAGCCGAAGGGCUGUUGCAGGUGCUGCCCCUCCGUGUGGGCCCCUUGCUGGGACCCAGGCUGUUUCCCACUGAGGACCUGGGAGGCAGGGGCAGGCACCGCAGAGGAGGGUGAGAUUAAGACACGAAAUUGCCAGAACACGCCCCCUCUGUAGCUGCCCCCUCCCCUUCCUUGGAAAGAUUUCGGGUCUUUUUGCCUCGUUUGUUAAAGGGGGUGAUUCUUUAAGGACUUCCCCUUCCCCCCAGCUCGCACAGGGACCCCCAGGGCCAGGGGUGACCAGGACUUGGUGGCAGGUGGCUCCUUUUGUCACAGGAAUGCAGAAGUGACAGAGAGGGUCUUCACUGCAGACCAGACUAGGCAGCUAAUGAGGAGGUGGGCUCGUGUUACCCCUUCAGACCUGGAGUUCUGGGGUCUUUGGCCUCCCCCCAUCCUCACCCCCAGGGGCCUGACCAUCCCACACGGUCCCUGUAGCCCAGUUGGGUGGGGGGCUGUCGGCUCUCCUCCCCCACCCAGCCCGGGGUGGGGUGCCCUGGGCCGAACCACGGCUGUGCCUUCUGGAGGGCGGCAGCCAGGGGCGGUGGUCCGAGAGGCCCACUCCCCACCUCAGGGAGCCAUUUUCUCAGGGGCUUGGCUGGGCAGCACUUUGUUUUCCCGACGUUUGUAGCAUUAAGCUGGUUUGUAAUAUGAAUUCAGCCUCAUGUGAUUGCUCUCGAGGCGAUCUGUGGGUGUCUGAAGUUUAGGGAGGUGGGCAUCUUUGGGGAGCAGGGUCCAGCAUGACUAAGGCCCAGCUGGGGACAGUUGUGCCUUGUCGUUUGCAGGUCAAAGGCACCCAGCUCUAUAAACAGGGCUAAUCUAUAAUUUAUAGAAAUGCCUGUGGUCUCCCCACCUCCACGGCUCCACGGGGCUUUCAUGGAAAGCCCAUUUUGCAGCCCAGCUGCCCAGGACCACCGCGGCCCUUGCGGGGGGAGGGGUCGCUGCCUGGGGUCUGGACUCAGUCCGUGGGGCUGGAGAUGGCGUGGCUGUUCCUGGCUCUUGGCUGGACUGCUGUUUGGACACUCAGAGGACCAUCUCGGAGGACAGGCGUGUUUGACUUUCAUGCCUUGGGCUCUAUCGAGAGCUUUCUCCUAGAAUUGAAUCAGAAAAAAAGGGGUAAGAGGCCUGCAGGACCCACUGGGAAUGAGUUUAAUGCUGAAAUCUGGCCAGAACACAAGCUCUGCCUCCAGAUGCCCAGCCACAGGGUUGGGCAGAGGGGCUGCCCCUUGGGCCCAUGGCCUGUCGCCUCCUGUGUGGUCCCCUGCCUGGCCCAGGGGCUGGGCCACCCAGGCCCAUUCUCAGGCUCGGUGUCGGAAACAAGUUCGAGCCUCUUGCUUACCAGUGACACUUGGAACCCCCCCAAGUUCACGGAAGUGCUUUAAGAACACAUCUUGAGGGGUAUGUUUCCUUUAGGGGCCAGGAAAACAUUAAAACUAGGGCAGAAGACAAGACAGUUUCUCCCCGAGGUACAUUAUUUCUGCCAGGAAGUUCCUCAACUCCCAAGUCACCUGUGUCCCCAGGGACACCAAAGACUCAGGGCCCCAGGGAACCCAGUAGUGUUACAUUGUUGGACAGAGUCAGGGUCUAAGAAAUUCCUUACAACCAGGGACACGCUCCCGUGUCCCUUCCCGUUGACAGUGUUGGCUAGACCAGAGUGGCGUCCCCUCCCCACCACAGUGCUGGCACGACCAGCAUGGCUGCAGGGACCGGGUGGGGGGGGUGGAGCUCGUGAAACUGGCUCUGGGAUGGCUCGGGCGUCAGGGUCUCUCCCCAGGUGUCUCCAGCGUCAGUUCCGCACGGUGCUUGGUGUCUUCAGUGAAAGAGCUCGGAUGUCCCGUGCCCAAGCGCUGUGCGGCUCAGUGCGUUUGACGUGGCAGCCCCUCGGGCUUGUUUACGGGCCGCUGUCUGGUUCUCGCCGUCGUGCCCCGAGGUCCCCACCCCGCCCUGGGGCCCUGUUCUCCCGUGAGGACCCUCAGUGACCACAGGCCCGGCCAGCCUGGGCGAGUGGAGAAGCCUCGUGUGCGGCACGUCCGUCGAGGGCGAGCAAGCCCGAGGGAACCGGGUCUUGGUGCGGGACUCGGGAUGGGUCAGGUACCUCCGACCUGGCUUCGCCCUGGGACCUGCUUGGAUGAGCGCCGUGUAAACCUCCCUGUGUGUGAUAAUCGGGCAUUAAACAGCAACCUGGGGCA
This is a messenger RNA of Phyllostomus hastatus (greater spear-nosed bat), 4836 nucleotides long. RefSeq names its product E2F transcription factor 2 (gene E2F2). NCBI's taxonomy places the organism in Eukaryota, Metazoa, Chordata, Mammalia, Chiroptera, Phyllostomidae. Gene Ontology annotation, cellular component: RNA polymerase II transcription regulator complex. Gene Ontology annotation, biological process: regulation of transcription by RNA polymerase II. The transcript has 7 exons. Gene Ontology annotation, molecular function: protein dimerization activity; RNA polymerase II cis-regulatory region sequence-specific DNA binding; DNA-binding transcription factor activity, RNA polymerase II-specific. Bases 436 to 1764 code for a protein of 442 amino acids. The record is from RefSeq and is a predicted model, not a curated record.